AUGUGUGGAGUUACUUCAGCUGAAACCCCCUUUCUUACUGCUGAAAACUUUGAGAGCUAUCUGGCCUCUGAUGACGUACUGGUUUACUACUUCAAUGAAUUCUUAAGUCUGCCGUCUUUCUCAGAAGCUUUGGUAUACAACCAGCAAUCUGGACUUUUUGAGGUGGUGACUGGAAAAGCUGACAUUAUCGCCGAACAGAUCAGCGCUACCCUGAAACUCUAUAAAUCAAUACUGCUUUCUGAUGACCCAGAAACAUUUUCCAAAAUGCCACCUGUACCGGACAUCUGUUUCGCUGUCGUCUGCCUCCACAGAGAGGAAGGAAUUCAGUGGAUUAAGGAGAAAAGACUGCCCUUCUUCCUGCAGAGCGAUUGCUACCAUGAAUACAGACUUGCCAAGCUGCUGUUUCAGUGGAAGCCAACCUUUUGGAGCCAUGAUUUGAAAAACUGGUUAGAUGAAAAAGACACUAGCAUUCAUUCAAUCUCAGAAUUGCUUGAUGACUUCUCUUCUGAAGAAGAUUCUUCAGAUUCUCUGGAGAGUAUAUCACCAGAACCAGGAGUUGAAUGUGAGCAAACUCAAGAACUCCACAGCUCAUCUGACCUGUCAGCGGGUCUGUCAGACAACCUGACUGCUGAAGAACAGCCAGAGUACUUUGCUAGUAAAGUGGUUAAUCAGGUGCUUAAAGAGGCUGUGGACAUGUUGGACGGACAGAAACAGGCCGAAACCUCAGAGAGCCUCAGCCAGCCAGACCUCUCCAGGACAGAUGACCAACACGAAGCAAAUAAAGAUGAAGCAAAACCGGAGAGGAAGAAAUCAACACCAUUGAACAGUGCAAAGAAUAAUAGAGACAAGCCAGAAGAGGUUAAGAAGAGUCCUGUUUUGUGCUGGGAAGUCUCCAGUGCUGAUAAUAGGCCAGGCUUGGAUGAGUUCAAAGAGUUUUUGCGAGGAACGUCAGGAGAGAAGCUUCUAAAUCUGUGGAUGGAUAUUCAGACACUGAUAGCGUUGCAGACUGAAGAACGAAAAAAAAGAUAUUUAGUUCUGUUGAGGAACUGCUACCUGAGGAACAGCAGUCCUUGUUGUUUGAAUGGGGAGCUGCUGGCAAGGUUGGGGUUGUCGAACUCCCCCUGCUGGAUAGAGGAGAAAUUGUUCUCGGUUCAGGAACUACUAACUGAGCCUCUACUCAGCUACUGGUUACCUCGGUACUGGAUGAAGACUCGUUGCAGACAGCCUGGCAGUCACUCUGAAGAGUAUCUGUCCCCAUUCCAUCAUUCUGCUAUGACUCAGAUGUCUGCCAAAUGUGAGACACCAUUUGGAAGAAGAGUGAAACCGAUGAUGACGUCUCUGUUUAUUGAGUUCCGGACUGGGCUGUACUUCACACAGUACUGUGAACAAUCUGGAAACAAGCUUUGGGUAAAUGCAGUUUACUUCUGGACAGACCUGCAGCACUACCAUGAACUGUUCCACCAAGAGCAAAUGGACCCCUACAGUGUGCAGAGAGAGGCACAGGUCCUUUAUUCCACAUAUAUUUCCAGCUUUGCCAGGAGGAGCAUUAAUGUUAAGACCAAAACCAGAAGAGAGGUGUACAACAAACUACAGCCUGCUUUUGAGGAGCUGUUUGAUAGGGUGGAGGAACAUGCGCUGGACAUCCUUCUGGAGCCGUGGACACAGCUGAACCAGAGGGACAAAGAGUCAUUUCUGCAGGUGCCUGUGCACGAGGAGCAGCGGUGCUUCUACAGUCCAGACCACAGAGAACUCCUGAGGGUCUGCAAGGAAUUAAAGCACCGCCAGAGACGGAUCAGCAAACAGCAGCAGAGGUCCAUGAAUCUUCCUAUAUCUGUCGAGCCAUUCUCUUCCUCAAAGAGUGGCCGACACCUUGGUCCUUGGUCCAAAGUGGCUGCAAUUUUCCAAAGUUAUCGUCUAUUGACCUUACUUCAUCACCCUCAAGAGGGCAAACACUUCAUGACUUUCUUGCAGGAAAAUAACGCCAGCAUUCAUCUGCUCUGUUGGUUGGACCUAGAGCGGUACAAGGCGAUUUUUAAGGGAAGCAAGAGCGUCAGACUGGAGAAGACAACUUUGAUUGUUAAAAAGUACCUGAACGAAGACUACUUCUUUGGUCCUGACAGCCCUGCCACAAAAGAACAACAGGAAGAUAUUCUAGUUAAGGCAGGUGGAGAGGAGAAGCUGCAGUCAGAAAGCCUCUCAAACGAAGUCGCGAUUGCAAUCCAGGAAAUAAUCAGGUGUUACCUUGAAGAAACAUGGGUACCUUUGUUCCUCUCCUCAAAAGAGUUUGUUGAGCGGCAGAAAAUAAAGGAAAGGGAAAAGAGUCAAUCAGAAGAUAGAGCCUUACAGCUGAACCGGAUCAGAGCAAGGAAGGGUUCAGUGAUGAGUACCUCCAGAGAUAUCCUUCUGUUUCGGAGAGCUCUUCUCAACCCGUCCACCUGCAAGCAGUUCCAGGACUAUGUCUCUGUGAAAGGAGAGUUACUGGAAAAUGACGUGCGCUUCUGGGUGGAGGUGCAGAGGUAUAAGGACCUCUGCCAUUCGCACAGCAGUCUGACCAUCAUCCAGCAGAAAAUCUCCACAAUCAUCAGCUGUUUUAUCAACUCUUCCAUGCCACCAUCUGUGCAGAUCAACAUUUCUCAUGAACAGGCUCGGCGUAUUCUGGAAAAGCGCCGUGAGCUCGGCCCUUAUAUCUUCAGAGAGGCACAGAUAGCUGUGUUCAGUGAACUGCUGAAGCUAUGGCCCAAGUUUCAAGUGCUCAGCAGGAAUCUCUCCAAAGCGGAGCUCAUUCCCCUGCUGCAGGAGAAGAGAGCCAAACACAAGGCCAAAAUACGGAAACAGAGACGGCUGGAGGAGGAGGAAAGUGAAAAAAAAGCACAGUUGUUACAGGAGAAACGAGAGUCCCUUAUGAGUUUGGAGAAGGAUGAGCGGGAGAGUAAUCACGAGCUGGAACAAAAAGACGGAUCUAAAACGCAUCUGAAGCCACGCCACAGCUUCUCCUUGGAACGCAACUUCAGCUUCGAAAGCAACGGGAGCCACCAACUCGACUCCCAGAUCUUCCUCAUAUCCCAAAGCUCAUUGAUGACUCACGCAGAACCACUGCUGUGGUCAUACUCCAAGUACAUCGAAGAUCAGCAGAAGGAGAGGGAGGACGCGUUCAGUUCGCUUGAGAAUUCUGUCUCCACAGACUCAGACUCCAGUAUCCAGUCAGUAAGCAGUAAGGAAAGCUCCCAGGUGCCAUCAAUUGCCUCCUCUAGGAGCUUCACCAAAAGAUGGGUGAAAACAUGUCCCAACCCUGGGCCCAGGAGGAACAUCCCUGCUAUCUGAGCAGGAGUGAAGGCUGAGAGAGUAACUGAUACAUUGAUUAUAAAAAGUUGAAGACAUAUAUUAGAAUAUUUCUUAUUCAGGCCUAAGCCUUAUGGGGCCUGCUGAUUGUGAAAGUAGUGAUGUCCACGGUUUCAAUACAACCUUUAUAGCUGCACUAAAAAUAAAAGAAUACUUCAUGUGAA
Xiphophorus hellerii (green swordtail) is the source of this 3503-nucleotide messenger RNA. It is a transcript of the gene rgs22, whose product is annotated as regulator of G protein signaling 22. The transcript has 24 exons. Bases 1 to 3321 code for a protein of 1106 amino acids. Gene Ontology annotation, cellular component: nucleus; cytoplasm. NCBI's taxonomy places the organism in Eukaryota, Metazoa, Chordata, Actinopteri, Cyprinodontiformes, Poeciliidae. Gene Ontology annotation, molecular function: G-protein alpha-subunit binding. Gene Ontology annotation, biological process: regulation of signal transduction. The record is from RefSeq and is a predicted model, not a curated record.